UUUUUUAUUAUCUUUUUGUCUAUGGUAGUUGCACAAUUCGCCUGUGAUCGAAUAGGUUAGAAUUUCUUUUUGGGAAAUCUGUUGAAAUAGUUAUUUUAUUGCAUUUUUUAGAAAGUUUAUCAAUAAUGGCUCAAAGCAAGCUGAACGACAUGGCUGGGAAGUUUGCUAAAGGUGGGCCACCUGGGCUAAGUAUCGGAUUGAAACUUGUAGCAGUGGUUGGUGCGGCGGCCUAUGGAGUCUCGCAAUCGUUGUUUACCGUCGAGGGUGGUCACCGUGCCAUAAUGUUCAACAGGAUUGGCGGCGUGCAGCAAAUCGUCAUGAGCGAAGGUCUUCAUUUCCGCAUACCUUGGUUUCAAUACCCCAUCAUUUACGAUAUUAGAUCACGACCCCGCAAGAUUUCAUCACCGACCGGAUCCAAAGAUUUACAAAUGGUCAACAUUUCUCUACGAGUGCUGUCGCGCCCUGAUGCUAGUCACCUGCCCGUCAUGUACCGUCAGCUCGGAACGGAUUACGAUGAAAAAGUUUUACCUUCCAUUUGCAAUGAAGUUCUAAAAUCAGUUGUUGCCAAAUUCAAUGCCUCACAGCUCAUCACACAACGUCAACAGGUCUCCUUGCUGAUUAGACGUGAGCUUGUCGAACGGGCUGCUGAUUUCAACAUCAUUCUUGAUGAUGUUUCUCUCACAGAGUUGAGUUUCGGUAAAGAAUACACUGCCGCUGUUGAAGCGAAGCAGGUGGCCCAACAAGAGGCUCAGCGUGCUGCUUUUGUUGUGGAAAGAGCAAAGCAAGAGCGUCAACAGAAGAUCGUCCAGGCUGAGGGAGAAGCCGAAGCCGCUGAGAUGUUGGGUAAAGCCAUGGGCAUGAACCCUGGGUACCUGAAACUGCGUAAGAUCCGCGCCGCUCAGAGUAUCUCCAGAAUGAUUGCUCAAUCUCAGAACCGUGUCUUCCUUCCUGGCAACAGCCUGAUGAUCAACCUUCAAGACCCCACCUUCGACGACCUCUCAGAGAAACUGACUAAGAAGAAGUAACAAUCAGCCUCGGUAGAGUGUGUUGAUGGCAUUGAAGCGGUAACCACUCUGACCGAGCAAGAAGCUGCUGUAAUAAUCAGUGGUGCCUCUUCAGUUGCAGUUUAGCAUUGUCUGUGUUUCGAGCAUUUCACAAAUUGUAAAAAGCGAAGUACAUAAUUAUGCUAUUUACCCUUAAUGUUGCAUUUUAUGUUAUUUAGUUGUAGGUCUAUAGAGUGUAUGGGAAUCAGAUGAUUUAAAUAAAACAUCUAAUUAAAA
Ostrinia nubilalis (European corn borer) is the source of this 1280-nucleotide messenger RNA. RefSeq names its product prohibitin-2 (gene Phb2). The transcript has a single exon. The record is from RefSeq and is a predicted model, not a curated record. Lineage: Eukaryota; Metazoa; Arthropoda; Insecta; Lepidoptera; Crambidae. The coding region runs from base 126 to 1025 and encodes 299 amino acids. Gene Ontology annotation, biological process: mitochondrion organization. Gene Ontology annotation, cellular component: mitochondrion; membrane.